AUGUUAUGUUUCUUCAUGUUUGCAGCAAUUAUUAUUGGUGUUACAACUGUGGAAGAUUAUCAGUGUGAAGGAGGUCAACUGACACCGGAGCAACGUAUAGCAAUCGUUAAACAAAAUAAUAAAUUGCGUUCGCAACUGAUCCGUGGCGGGCUUAGGAAUAAAGAUGGAUACUUUAUGCCACGUGGCAAGAAUAUGUUGAAAAUGAGAUGGAAUUGUUCGUUGGAAUAUUCCGCGCAGAAAUGGGCGGAUAGAUGUAUCUCUGAACACUCACCAAAAGAACAAAGAAAGGAUAUCGGUGAAAAUCUGUAUACUUGGUCAGCAGGUGUUGGAGCUCUUAAAAAAAUUGCUGGUACAGAAGCCGGUAAAAAAUGGUGGUCAGAACUUUCGGAAUGGUACCGAUCUAAUCCUUCGAAUAAUAUGACUGUUAAAGUUUUCAGCCAAAGUGUUUUGCAUUUCACACAGAUGGCUUGGGGUAAAACGUACAAAAUUGGCUGUGGUAUUGCUACAAAGUGCAAUGGUGGCAGGAAACUGAUGGUCGUUUGCCAUUAUCGGCCAGC
Messenger RNA from Loa loa (African eye worm), 557 nucleotides. RefSeq names its product activation-associated secreted protein-1. The transcript has 5 exons. Lineage: Eukaryota; Metazoa; Nematoda; Chromadorea; Rhabditida; Onchocercidae. The record is from RefSeq and is a predicted model, not a curated record. The annotation marks the transcript as partial.